This is a messenger RNA of Cryptosporidium muris RN66, 1011 nucleotides long. Its product is annotated as longevity-assurance protein, putative. NCBI's taxonomy places the organism in Eukaryota, Apicomplexa, Conoidasida, Eucoccidiorida, Cryptosporidiidae. The transcript is spliced from 2 exons. Bases 1 to 1011 code for a protein of 336 amino acids. The record is from RefSeq and is a predicted model, not a curated record. Gene Ontology annotation, cellular component: endoplasmic reticulum; membrane. Gene Ontology annotation, biological process: ceramide biosynthetic process. Gene Ontology annotation, molecular function: sphingosine N-acyltransferase activity.
AUGAGUGUAAAAGUGGACACAUUCUUUGGAGUAAUACUUCUUGUAACUAUUGUAUGGACUGUAGCUCAAUGGUUUUCUCUAACAAACCACUUUUAUAUUGAAAGAUCAGCUUCGGGCCAGCACUUAUUAGAUUUAUGUAUUGCAAGUUGUUGUAUAUGUGGAGUUAUAAUUAUACUUUAUUAUUGGACUAAACCAUACUUAGAAUCAUUAGCUGAUAGUGCAAUAGAUGGUCAAUUACCAUAUCGCGUGAGAGAAGCUAAAAUCCAAAGAUCUUCUACAAUGGCAUUUCGCAUGUUCUAUUUUAUAUUUGCGUCGUUAUAUGCAUCGGUAAUAUUAUUUUAUUAUAAUAUUGACUGGUUACCACCAGAAUUACUUGGAAAUGGAAAGACGGGAUCAUACUGGGUACAAUAUACAAUGAUACCUGUAUCAAGGGGGCUUGUCUGGUAUUACUAUUUAUCUGGUGGAUAUUUCUUAUUUAGCUUAUUCUGUCUGUUAAAUGAAGAACCUUUACAGGGCAUUUGGGAAAAUAUAUUAUUAAUAGUAAUUGCAUGCUUACUAUUAGCCUUCUCUUUUACUGGUGACUUUAUUCGUGUUGGAGUUAUUGUACUAUUCCUACAUAAUGUAUGUGAUAUAUUAACAUGUGGCUGCAAGGUAUUUGUUGAUACGAAGUGGCAAGCUAUAACACUUGGUUUAUUUGGAAUUUUACUAGCUGCAUGGGCUUAUUUGAGAAUAUAUUGCUUUUCACGUAUUGUCUUAUACCCAGUUUAUGGACAAAUCAGCCUUGCACUUAGUACAAGGUUAUGUGCUUAUAGUACUUUUUUACUAAUGACAUUGCUUUUAGUAAAUAUAUAUUGGUUUAUACUAAUGCUUAAAAUGGGUUGGUGGUAUAUUUACUCAGGUCAAGCAAAAGAUAUACACUCAAGAAUAAUACCUAACGACUCAUUAUCACUAAAUAAUACAUCUGGGUCUGAAUCUUGCAUUGUUACUACAUCCAAAACUAAAUAUGAAUAA